Molecule: messenger RNA, 568 nt
Organism: Phycodurus eques (leafy seadragon)
Lineage: Eukaryota; Metazoa; Chordata; Actinopteri; Syngnathiformes; Syngnathidae
Gene: mrpl42
Product: mitochondrial ribosomal protein L42
Exons: 5
Coding region: 70-504 (144 amino acids)
Cellular component (GO): mitochondrial large ribosomal subunit
Source: RefSeq, a predicted model, not a curated record
GGAACCAAUUAUAAAGGCUACACCAACCCACCCGGAAGCAAAUAGUGACGCACAUGGGGAAGUAACAGCAUGGCGUCGGGUCACUUGAGCAAAAUAAACAGUCUAAUAUCGACAUUUUCCAAAUGUAGCAGAUUUUGGCUCGCCCAAACUUUCUUGGGUCCAGUUCGAGAUGCGUCCAAUGUCCGUGGUCCUUCCAUUGAUGACUGCAGUGACGUGGAGAUCGGUUUGACUUCAGACGGGAAGACCGUUGUGUGCUACCAUCCAACCGUGGAUAUUCCUUAUGAGCUCACCCAGCCGAUCGAGAGGCCCGACCCGCUCAGUAGCCCGCCCGAGACCCACGAGCAGGUGCUGAAGGCCCACCUCAGCAAGGAGGUGCUGAGGGACAAACCGGGUCCCACCAUAGAGGAGCUGAGCAAGAUGUUUUUCACCACCAAACACCGCUGGUAUCCAGUCGGACAGUACCACAUGAGACGCAUAAAAAAGAAUACUCCAAAGGACAGAUAGUUGUCUGUAUGUAUAUGUUAUGAGCAUGUUUCUGUAAAAUAAACUUCCAGGUUUGUGCACAGUA